UCUUCAGAUGUUCCACGGUUCAUUUCAUUGGCUACGAAGCAUCUAUAGAUAAACUUAAAAUUUAUCUGUAAAAUCCAAUUAUGAAUACCGGCCACUAUAUUUACGUACGAGUCUGUAAAGGCUCGUGACAGAUUGUGACGUGUGUUAACGCACAAGGGACCGAUGGAAUAAAAUCGUCUAAGACAUCCUCAGAUUGUGUCCAUUUCUAUAGUGAUAUCGGAAAUUUCAAAUUAUAUUUAUUAUUUAAAUUGCAUUAUUUAUUAAUUAUUUAUAUUAAAUUUCAUAUUAUUUCUGAAUACUCGUGCAUCAUGACUAUUGCAUGAUUAUUCUGCGAAUAGAUCAAGCUCCAAAGCAGCAUGAUGUACGAAUAUUCAGGAUGGGCAGAAUGCUCUUCAAACAUCGAUGUUCGCUCAUUGAGGAUGAUAUUGCAUCUAGAGAAAAUAUUAGGGACUCUAGAAAUUCUCUAUCCGACCAAUCGGCACAUUCGUAAUCUAGUAAGCUAGAUAAAAUAAUAAAUAAAGCAGAAACCGUCGAUUACCAGCGCGAGUUUUGAUUGGCUGCUGCUUUUCUGCCAUGAUGUGAAUUCUGCCUUAAUCUUCGGCUCUAAGCACUGACAUUGUAACAUAAAUUUCAGCAAAAAACGUUCCCAACAUUAGCAAAUAUCGCAAUUUCAAAAGUUGUUAUUAUGAAAACGCCUUUUAUCAGGAACUAUAUUAGAUCUGAUCGCUCAGGUCGAAAGAGUAAAAGCUUACCACACCUGUAUUCAUCUAAUCAACGAUUUAAAAUCGCUGUCAGUCUCAAAUAUCACCCGCUCUGUCUAGCUAAUGCAGAAAUCACUAACUUCCCGAUUAUUACGGUUAAACAAAUGACAGGACUGGAAGUUUUCAUUAUUAUUCAUCGAUUAUCCUCAUGAAAAUUAGCCGAAGUUCCUCAAGCUCGUGAAAGAAAUUGAAUUUGAAAUGCCGCAUUCGAGCGAUCCUUUCGCAGGGAUGAAACGUCGACCGAUGCUCAAUCGAGCAUCGGCCCAUUCGGGCGGCCAAUCAACGCCUAAUCAGCAGGGAGAUGAUAGCGCGGCCACCAUAACUGUUUACACCGCCUGCUCGCUUUGGCGAGCGCCUCCGUCAUCCGUCGUUAUCAUCCGCACCACCACCACCGCCGCCGUCGCUCUCUCCUUCACCUCCGUCGCGCUGUACGCAUCGAAAAUGAACGGCCGACGCUGGUGACGCACGCGGAUUGAGUCGUGCUCGCGGAGAAGGGAAGCUAGGACACACGCAGGAUGCUGUGGACCACAGCGAUCGGAGUCCUGUCGAGCGUGCUGGCCGUCACGGCCACUCUGCACUCCACCGCCAUGGACGGCGGCGGUGGCGAUCCGCUCGCUCAUCACGGCCGCUGCGAGCCCAUCACCAUUAACCUCUGCAUGAACAUCCCGUACAACGAGACCAUAAUGCCGAAUCUCAUGAAUCACCAGAAGCAGGAGGACGCCGGCGCUGAGGUGCAUCAGUACGCGCCGCUGGUCAAGAUGAAGUGCAGCCCGGAUCUGCGUUUCUUCCUGUGCACCGUCUAUGCGCCGGUCUGCACCAUCAUCGAGAAGGCGAUACCGCCGUGCCGGUCGUUGUGCGAGAGCGCGCGUUCCGGCUGCGAGGGCCUGAUGAACACGUUCGGCUUCGCCUGGCCGGAGGCCCUCGACUGCUCCAAGAUGCCGGAAAACGGCGGUCCCGAUCUCUGCGUCGGGACCAAUGACACGUCGACUCAGACGGAGUCUGCCGGUCCGGCCUAUCCGCCGCCUCGUAUGCCGGUGGCGGAGUUCCAGCCGUCCUGGAACGAAGGAUCCAAGUCAUAUGGCGCUGCCGCCGGUGGCUUUGCCUUAGGCGCCAGGGACUUUGGCUUCGUCUGUCCGGUUCAGUUCAAGGUUCCCCACGGGCUGGGUUAUUCGCUGAAGGUCGGCAACAAGGUGGAACCUGAUUGCGGAGCGCCCUGCGACGGUAUGUUCUUCACCGACAGGGAAAAAAGGUUCUCCAGAAUAUGGGUGGGCACCUGGGCCUCCAUCUGCGCAGCCUCGUGCUUCUUCACUUUUCUGACGUUUCUCAUAGACACGGAUAGAUUCAGGUAUCCUGAGAGGCCCAUCAUCUUCUUGUCGGUGUGUUACCUGAUGGUAUCGUUGGCUUACGUGGUCGGAUGGGCGGCUGGCAACUCCAUAUCGUGCAGAGAGCCCUUCCCACCGCCUAUGGGGAUACGCAUACAGAUGGCGUCGACGAUAACUCAGGGUACCAAGUACGAGCUGUGCACCGUGCUCUUCAUGGUCCUCUAUUUCUUCGGCAUGGCCUCGAGUAUCUGGUGGGUCAUCCUCACCCUCACGUGGUUCCUGGCAGCCGGCCUGAAAUGGGGGCACGAGGCGAUCGAAACGAACUCGCAGUACUUCCACUUGGCCGCCUGGGCUGCACCAGCCGUAAAGACCGUCACUAUCUUAGCUAUGGGAAAAGUGGAAGGUGACACACUGUCGGGCGUGUGUUACGUCGGUCUCUGGAACGUGGAAGCGCUGCGAGGCUUCGUAUUGGCGCCGUUGUGCGUCUACCUUUUCCUGGGCACCCUGUUCCUGAUGGCCGGCUUCGUGUCGCUUUUUCGCAUACGCACGGUCAUGAAGCACGACGGCACGAAGACGGACAAGCUGGAGAAACUGAUGAUACGCAUCGGCAUCUUCUCCGUGCUCUACAUCGUGCCCGCCAUGAUCGUAAUCGCCUGCCUCUUCUACGAGCAGACGUAUUUCGAUCAGUGGAUGCUUACGUGGAAUAUGGAGAUAUGCUCGCGACCGGGACUGCAAUCCCUCUACUCCCUGCCGUGUCCGGUGGGAGAACGUACGCGCGAUCUCGGCUACAGGCCCGAAUUCGAGGUAUUCAUGAUCAAGUACCUAAUGGCGAUGAUUGUCGGUAUCACCAGCAGCUUCUGGGUGUGGUCCAAGAAGACGCUUACCAGUUGGAAGCAGUUCUUCCAUCACAUACAAGGACGCCGAAACGAGGCCUAUGUUUAGUAAUCCCCCCUUCGAUAAGCUUACUAUGGCUGAUGUAUGUAGGAACUGCCAAUCUUGAAUCUCUUCGGGGGAGGAUUUCAGCGUUUCUCUACGUUUUAAGGCCUCUGCUGUGGCGUGUGGUGCCGCAAAGAGAUAACGAAAAUGAUAAUCGUUCGACUUUGCGCAGAAUAACAGUACUGGCGCGUUGUGUCCCUCCGUAAUCCUCCUGCGUAGAUCUUUGCGAUUAUAAGUAUUUGCGAGACAAAGAGGGAGGAGAAUUCUCUUGACGCUAAAAGUACGCUCGGGAUGACAUCUCGCGAGCCUACUUACGAUAUUAUUAUUAUUGAGAUGUGUAUAUUUAACGAGAUGACUGCGUUAUUAGCAGCAGAAGUUCCCCCUCCCCCGCGCGCCUUCCAGGGACACGUUCUUCCAUCCGAAGAACAUCUAGUCUUUAUUCUUUUUUUAUCACGACUUAUGAGCGAAAAUUCGAAUCGACACCGCGCUUUACGCUGAUGGAAAAGUCGACGGAUUUCAAUUGUCUUUACAUUUGCGGUCUCUGAAAUUCCGGGGAACUCCUGCUUUAUCGAUGGCAAUCGUCGUCGAAUGCUGCAAUAUUUCAUUAUUACGUUACGUUCGUCGUUUUUCUUGUACGUACGUAAUCAAAAGCACGUAUCGAUAAUGCUGUGCCAAAAUGAAUUUCUCCGAUUUUCGGAGCCGAACGCAUGUGAUAUAUGCGAAUCUGUGUAAAAAUAUCUCUGGGGGAGACUGUGAGUACUCGAAAUGUGUGUCGAUCAGUUCGAAAGUAUUAUUAGACGAUGUUUGUUCGUUGUUAAGUAACGUUCGUUUAUCUCGUCCGUCGUUACGAGCUCUCGACUCUAUUUUACGUUUAAGUUGAAUAUGCUCAAACGACCGUCGUCAACACAUACACACGAGCCGCGAGUGUCCAAAGUUCGUGAAAUAACCGAUAUCCAAGGACGUUUAACGCAUUCUGCGCCGGAUCAAUUUCAUGCGACUCGAUAUCUACGCCGCACGAUACGUCGGUGGCGAAUCCACGAGACGACGACGAGAUUUUUGAUGAAAUUUUACUUGCGUCUUACCGUGUAAGUCACCGUAUAAAACGGGUAACAUUGAAUGUUUAUAGAUGCAUCUGACAAAUACAUCUAUAACAUUGAUUAUUCAAACGUUUCCCUGACGGAAUAGAAUUUUAUCAGACGUCAUCGCAAAUCAAGUCGCGAGUGAGUUCGACUUUUGUAAGCUCAAAUCUAAGAACGCUUAAUAAGUUGAUCGUAACGAUCGAUCCCUGCUCUACGUUAUUUUCCACCGUCGAAUUCUCCCGUUCUCUAAUUUUCAUCGAUUACGCAGAACUGAAUUCUAUUACGCUUAAUGUUUUUUUUUUUUUGAGGCGCAUUUAGAAGACGCGUAAAAAACAAUAAUACUCAGGCGAAGAGACUCUCUGACGGUUCUCCGUUCAGCUUCUUUUUACAUCUACUCAUUAAGAGCCCCUUUUGCUAAGGACUGUCAAUUCUUUUUCACCGCGGUGACAACGGGUCUACUGCUGUAAUAAUAAUACGACAGUAUUUCCGCCUCCCGACGGAAUCUCAGCGAGAUUGUAAAACUUGAACCCGUAAGAAGUGUAAUACCUUUUAGAUUAACAAACUGUAUAUAAUUAUAUAUGUUUUUUUUUUUUUAAUUCUUUACUCUCUCUAUGUAUUAUAAUAUAUUUUUAAAGAAUUUUGUACAUAUAUAUGCGACGCGUGCGCGUCGCCAUGAAGGUGUACGACAGCGUCACACAUUUCCUACGCGCGAUUUAAAACGAUUAUGCGAACAAACCGUGAAUUCGUCCAUCGAAACUGCCGAGCUUUUGUGUACGUCGUGCAAAAAAAAAUUCGCUCUGCGAAUAAUACGUGUAUAAUUAGACAUAAAAGCAUAUAUAGUGUGUGUGUAUAUAUAUAUAUAUAUAUAUAUAUAUCGAAUGUGUAUAUAUAUAUAUAUAUAUAUACAUCACGGUACACGCACGUAACAUACGAAUACUUCACAAGAACAUCAACGAGAAAUAUUGCAAUUGCAUCUUUUUAGCGUUUCCAAUAUUGACUUUUGUUUCAGUCGUUCGGCUUUCAUUCGAUGAAUGAAACUCCAAAAAUAUGAUCUUACAAAUAUGUAACUUUAACAUGCAAUCUGCAAUAUUUCGUAUGUAUCGUGCGUGCACGUGUAAUUUAUAAUAGAAAGCUCCUGCAAAAGAAACGAAAGUGCAAGACGGUUCUUUUGGGAAAUUUCGAUUUUGCAUCUGGAAUGCUUUUAUGAGUGCCGUCAAACUUGAAUAUUAUCGUGCGAGAAAUAUAUUACGUGACGAUAUGUAAAUUAUGAUCGCUAUAUUCUUUAUAUAAUAAAUGAGGUGCAUAUGUAAAGAA
Molecule: messenger RNA, 5412 nt
Organism: Dinoponera quadriceps
Lineage: Eukaryota; Metazoa; Arthropoda; Insecta; Hymenoptera; Formicidae
Gene: fz
Product: frizzled-7
Exons: 3
Coding region: 1277-3025 (582 amino acids)
Biological process (GO): non-canonical Wnt signaling pathway; canonical Wnt signaling pathway
Cellular component (GO): plasma membrane
Molecular function (GO): Wnt-protein binding; Wnt receptor activity
Source: RefSeq, a predicted model, not a curated record